Messenger RNA from Priapulus caudatus, 366 nucleotides. Its product is annotated as von Hippel-Lindau disease tumor suppressor-like. The coding region runs from base 1 to 366 and encodes 121 amino acids. The record is from RefSeq and is a predicted model, not a curated record. NCBI's taxonomy places the organism in Eukaryota, Metazoa, Priapulida, Priapulimorpha, Priapulimorphida, Priapulidae. The transcript is spliced from 3 exons.
AUGGCAGCACUGUUUCUAGUAUAUGUUAAUAAUGCAGAGUACCAUAAGUAUCUUCUUCUACCCGGACAAUUUCUUGACGUCAACACUUUCACGACUCAUCCGUGGAUAUUUCGGGACGCUGACUCGGGUGACAAGCUCAUCGUCAGUCUCAAGGAGGUGUAUCACCCCGAAGCAGCAAAGCGUUACCCACCUCAGAGGAAUGUAGUCAGUGUCACCAUCCCAGUUUUCACGUUGAAGGAGAGAUGUCUGCAAAUAGUACGGUCACACAUUAGUACAGAAGACACCAAAUUCCUAGAGCUGCCGAAAUCGCUCGUGGAAGACAUACUGUGCCGAGACACCAGCAUUACUGACUUCGAGGACAUUUAG